AUGGAGGUCCCUGCGGGGCUGGCUAGUGGGAAGGAGCCCGCUGCUGCAGCUCUUCCCAGUGUGUCACAACCAAUACCAGUACAGAUCACAGUCGUGAGUGCACAGAACCUGAAAACUCUCAAAAGCAACGUGCUGAUUACGUUGGUACGUGUGGAGUACAAUGGAGCAGUCCUGGGAGACUCCUCCAAGACUAAUGUCCUGCCAGAUGGGACAGCAGAAUAUGACUUCAGCAUCAGCUUUGAGUGCAGCCCUGAUGGGCCCAACUCCUUGGAUGUCCUUGUGCAGAAACCACUGCUCUUGACAGUGCUAGAAGUGGUGCCAAAGGAGAAGAAAAAACCAGAGAAAAUCACUCCUCUUGGCCAAGCUGUGGUGGACCUUCUACCUCUGCUGCAAGGAGUGCGUUCACUGAAGGUCUUUGCUCCUUUGUAUGCAGUGCCUGCCUCCCCAUCAGAGAUGCUUCACCCCGAGGCCACGAGUGGCCUUGAAGUGACAGUGAGCACCAAAGAGCUCCUGCUCUCUGCCACCCAGUUCUCAAGUGGGAACCUCUUGAGCAUCACGCUGGAGGCAGCUUAUUCUGUCCCUGAAGCCUUCACCACUGACGCCCAGCAAAACUACGUGGCUUGCUUGCAAAUACCAGCAGCUGGUGAGAAAGAAUCACCAUUGCUCUUCAAGAAUGGCAUCCUGAAGGCUGGUGGUGAAAAAGAACCAUUGCCCCGGCCCAAAAACUGGCCCCUUGGCCCCAUCCUGGCCCCUGGUGCUCUGAACAUACCCAACUCCUUCAUUGUUGGUGGGCGCUAUGAGAAUGAGGAUGGAGAGCUCACCAAAAGCAAGGACAGGGAAUUCAGGAUGCAGGCCGAGAGCACGAAGAGAAUCGUGUGGGACACGGAAAGGCGCUGUUUCCUGGAUGCUGCUGCAGUGGCCAUUGCAUCCUGCAUCUGCUUUGUGUCCAGCCUGCAGAAGCGCAUUGCCGAGUGCCGCUACUGGCCUGUGGAGAUCUGCAGGAUGUCCGUGGCCUCAGCUGGCAAAGGGAAAGCCAGCAAAAUUGAUAAGGGAGAUGAGGACAAGCAGAUUGCCUUCCAUGGCGUGGCAUAUGUCAACAUGGCACAUUUGCUGUGCCCUGGGGUAAAGCAGAUCCGAGGGGCCUUCCGUGUCUUUAACUACGAGGACAGCGAGGUGUUUGAGAAGACCAAAAUUCAGCACAGUAUUUUCCGGGAUCUCAGGUCACAGCUCAGUCUGGUCAAGGAAGGGUUGGGGACCUCUCCUGUUUCCAAAGCUGCUCCCAGUAAGACUCAGAAGGAAGAGAAAGAUUCCAGUGAAAUGUUACUCAACCCAUCCAAAAUCCAGUUGUCAGAUGGCACAGGAGAAUCUGAAAAUGUCACAGAGCUCAGCCUUGAAGGACAGUACAGCGAGGCAGGAACGUUCCUGGUGAUGGAGAUAAAGCUGGACAGGCCCUUGGUCCCAAAGAGGCUGCGGGAGGAGCUCAUCCGGCGGGUCAAGGAGCUGAUUCCUCCCCGCCCUGCGCUGCCCCCCCGGACAGAAGGAGCCAGGAAGGUGGUGGAAGAUUAUCACAAAUGUAUCACCAGUGUUGCUGUUGCCAUACUGAGGGAAUACCAUGAGCUUUUUGGGAAGCAGCAGGCUGACCAGGGAGUGAUGGACCAUGAAACCCUGGAGGACCAAAAGCGUCAGCUCAACUACGAGCUCAAUACCUCUGGGAAAUAUUUUGCUUUUAAAGAACAGCUUAAGUAUUCUGUGGUGAAGAUUGUGAGGGAGAAAUACCUGAAGACCACGGCAUUUGAGACCAAGGAACAGCUCCAGGCAUUCCUCAGUGAGCUCUAUGUGUACCUCGUGGACCACAUGCACAUUGCCCUGAACAAGCUCCUGUCUGGGGAAGAUGUUUCUCCUGCCCCUCCAUCCUGUGCAACCAGGAAGCAGCUCUGGCUCUUUGCUCGUGAAGCUGAAGCCAACAAGGACUUCAAACUGGCUUCUCUCUUCUACAAACAGAGAAUAGCUCGGGACCAGCGCAGCAUCCAGUCCUGGCUGGACUAUGGAGCCUUCUGCCUCCUGUACGAGGACGCCACCAAAGCCCAGGAAUGCUUCCAGCAGGCCAUUUGUCUGGACCCCCAGCACAUCCAAAGCUUGCUGCUCUGUGGGAUUGCAGCUGUCAAGCUGCAGCACUAUGAAGAAGCAGAGAUUUUCUUUGAGGAUGCCUGCUGCUUGGAGCCAUCCAGCAUCAUAGCCUGGACCCUCUCAGGUUUGUUUUAUGAGACACAGAAUAAUUAUAUUCAGGCAGAAAGGAAUUUCCGUGAGGCUAAGAAGCUUCUGCGAGCACAGCUUGAGGAGGAGGCGAGAAUCCUUGAGGCUGCUGAGGGAGAAGGGAAAAAGCCCAGUUCUCCCAGCACAGACCCAGAGACGAUUCCAUAUGUCUCAGCUGACAAAUCACCAGAGGUCAUGGAGGGUAUGACAUCCAAGGAGGAGGCUACAGUACUGCAGGAAGCCCCAGAAACAUAUUUUCUUGCAGCACCAUGUCCUGCUCCAGGACCUCAGCCACCUCCCUGCACAAUCUUCAUGAAGACAGUGGAAUUCCUGAUGAAAGUCAAUGCUAUCCAGUUUGUUCACAAGGCACUGGCCCACGAGCUGCUGAGCCUACAGGGAGGCCCCACCUGUGCCUAUUAUCUGGCACUGGCCUGGACCUACAUGCUGCAGGAAGACUUCCCCAGAUGUGAGGAAUGUCUGUGCGAGGCUGUUCAGAUUGACCCCAUGAACCCAAAUGCCUGGGCUCAGAAAGGGCACCUGUGCUACCUGCAGAAGGACUUUGACAAUGCAAAGGAUUGCUAUGAGCGAGUCAUCAGCUUUGUGGAGGAUGCUGUGGAUAUGCACUUUGUCUACCUGCGCCUGGGCUCCAUCUACCUGGAAGAAAAAGAGUAUGGCCGGGCCAAGCAGAUCUACCUGCUCGCCUGUGACAACUCUGCCUCCUGUCUCACCUGGCUGGGCGUGGGCAUCGCUUGCUACAGGCUGGAAGAGAUGCUGGAAGCAGAAGAUGCUCUCUCUGAAGCCAAUGCCCUAAAUAACACCAAUGCUGAAGUGUGGGGAUAUCUUGCCCUCAUCUGCCUGCAGGGCGGGCGGCAGCUGGAGGCAGAGCAGUGCUACAAAUACACCAUUAAGCUCGGCCUGCAGAACGAAGCGCUGCUGCGGGAGAUCCGCGCCGCCCAGCACCGCUUCGGUUUCGGCGACCCUUCGCUCUGA
Molecule: messenger RNA, 3243 nt
Organism: Cinclus cinclus
Lineage: Eukaryota; Metazoa; Chordata; Aves; Passeriformes; Cinclidae
Gene: CFAP70
Product: cilia and flagella associated protein 70
Exons: 27
Coding region: 1-3243 (1080 amino acids)
Biological process (GO): cilium assembly; cilium movement
Cellular component (GO): motile cilium; extracellular exosome
Molecular function (GO): protein binding
Source: RefSeq, a predicted model, not a curated record